AUGCAUCGGCCUGGGGGGGGGGGGGGGGGGGGGGGGGGGGGGGGGGGGGGGGGGGAAACAACGGGGGGGGGGGGGGGGGGGGGGGGGGGGGGGGGGGGGGGGGGGGGGGGGGGGGGGGGGGGGGGGGGGGGGGGGGGGGGGGGGGGGGGGGGGGGGAGGGGGGGGGGGGGGGGGGGGGGGGGGGGGGGGGGGGGGGGGGGGGGGGGGGGGGGGGGGGGGGGGGGGGGGGGGGGGGGGGGGGGGGGGGGGGGGGGGGGGGGGGGGGGGGGGGGGGGGGGGGGGGGGGGGGGGGGGGAUACAAGGGGGGGGGGGGGGGGGGGGGGGGGGGGGGGGGGGGGGGGGGGGGGGGGGGGGGGGGGGGGGGGGGGGGGGGGGGGGGUUGGUGGGGGGGGGGGGGGGGGGGGGGGGGGGGGGGGGGGGGGGGGGGGGGGGGGGGGGGGGGGUAAAAGGGGGGGGGGGGGGGGGGGGGGGGGACAAGCAUCGGCCUGCCUAUCCCCAAUUUUUCCGGCUCCAGUCGAAGGUUCCUGCUGA
This is a messenger RNA of Dicrocoelium dendriticum, 531 nucleotides long. The record is from the annotation of a GenBank genome assembly. Lineage: Eukaryota; Metazoa; Platyhelminthes; Trematoda; Plagiorchiida; Dicrocoeliidae.